Messenger RNA from Musa acuminata AAA Group (dessert banana), 3459 nucleotides. Its product is annotated as BEL1-like homeodomain protein 7. Gene Ontology annotation, biological process: regulation of transcription by RNA polymerase II. The record is from RefSeq and is a predicted model, not a curated record. The transcript has 4 exons. Bases 1145 to 3151 code for a protein of 668 amino acids. Gene Ontology annotation, molecular function: DNA-binding transcription factor activity, RNA polymerase II-specific; RNA polymerase II cis-regulatory region sequence-specific DNA binding. NCBI's taxonomy places the organism in Eukaryota, Viridiplantae, Streptophyta, Magnoliopsida, Zingiberales, Musaceae.
UCGUUCUUCUGUUCUUCUUUUUCUCAGGUUUGAUGAGUUGUGGCGUGCUCUUUUCUCUAUCCAUAUCAUGCUUUAAUUUCGGGAUGCAAGAUCCUUCCUUUUCCCCCUCUCUUGUUGGUUGGCUUUGUGAAUUAUGCUAUGUUGAGAUCACUUGUUGGUUGGCUAGGGUAAAGAAUAUGGAGAUUUUGUUGUUGGGUAUUGGAUUACAUGGGUGCAUAUGGGGGUUCUAUUUUGUUCUUCGGGAUUCUGGACCAAAGUCCUUUUCCUCACGGAUCCUAAAGAGAUCAACAGGGGACAGCUGUUUGGGUUCUUUUUAUCCUUUUCCCUUCUUUUUUAUUGCCCCUUUUGCUGUGGGUUGGCAUAAAUUGGUUUUGUUUGUGGUUCAAAGAGCUAGAAAAGUAGAACUGGAUUCACAUAAUAAAGGUCUAUUAGUUAUCUAAUCUUUGGACAUUGGCAAACAUGUAGCAACAGAACAAAGCCAUGGUUUUAUUGAUUAUUUGUCCUGGUUGAUUGAGAAUGUGUGUAUUGCAUGAGUGGAUAAACAAAGAAAUCCUAGCAGGGUAUCACUGGUUACUGCUUUCAUCGAUCAAGUAAAACGUAACUCUGAGCUCUGACUGUUGCCCUUUCUAUUCGUCCAUUUUGAUCUCCAUCUGUUUUUUUAUUUACUUUUAACUUGUUUGCCGUUCUCCAGAUUGUGUGCAAUUAUAUCCUCACAAAACAUCAGUUUGAUGAGCAGUAUAGGUUGAUAAGUAUGAAUGAUCAGUGGUAUAUAAAGAAACUUCACGUAAAUUUUCGGUGUGAGCCUUGCUUUGUGUUUCUAUUGGUAUAAAAACAUAUUUUGAUUCGGAAUGCAGCGAUUUGAACGCAUAUGUGUUCCCAUUGCUCUGCUAUUGCUUCUUCUGAUCAUUUGUUAUUCAUUAAUUGUUCUCGGUGGAAGCAUUUGAUCUCUGUUGAAUCCUUCCGAUUGUUUAUUUUCGUAUCUUCGCUGUAUUCCUGACUGUUGCAGCAGACUACAUUUCUUCUUAGGGUUGGAGCUUUCUGUGUCAAGUUCGUCCAGUUACUAUUUUGUAGCAGAAUCUGGCAAUGAGUUAUCAUCCUUCCACUUCCAAAGACCUUGCCAAGUUUAAAAUCAAGGAAAAGAAAAAUGUCCACGUUCUUUAUGAUGUCUAACAACCAAUGCGACACAACUCCAGAUCUUUGUCUGAAGGAUCAAGGACAUCCCCCAUAUUCUGAAUCAUCAGUUCCUGCCGACAUGAUGUACCUUAGUUUUUCGAAUUCUGGUGCGUAUGCAGAUGCAUCAGCUGGCAGUACUCAGACACAGCAGAAUCACAAUGAGCUUCCUGUUGCCACUACCAUUAUUUCGCAAGGCUUGACUGCAGGGAAUUCUGAUAUACUCAACUCAUAUCCUGGGGAUCAUGCUUAUAAUGCUUGGAAGGAUGGAAGAAACGAGAUGUUAUUUAUGCAGACAAUUGAUGGGUCCAUAAAUGUUAUGGAAGAUCAACAACAUGCUGAUGAUCCUCGGAUGAGUCUGCGGUCACAGUUGGGCAUCAUAAAUAGGCAGAGCUUGUCUCUACAGCAGUCCAGUGUUUCAGCCAUGCAAAAUCAAGGAUUAUCACUCAGCCUUAGCACACAAAUGCCAGUUCCUUCAAUCCAGUACCAGCCUAAUAGCUCAGAUAUAUCUUUCAUUGGUUCUCAUCAGUCAACUUCUGGAAAUGUUAGGCCAUUCAGAGAGGAAGGCUUUCAGAAUAAAAGUGUGCAUGGAAAUAUCUCCCCUUAUGGACUUUCAAGUCUUGCAAGCUCAAUUUCAAAUUCUAAGUACCUCAGGGCAGCACAAGAAUUACUUGAUGAAGUCAUUAAUGUCAGGAAGGCUCUGAGGCAAAAAGCAGAAAAGAACCAAUGUCUCUAUACUUCUGCUGGUUCCAUGACGUGUAACGAUGCCACUGGGGGAUCAAAAGGUGAAGGGAUGACUCCAAACCCUCAAGACGCCUCUGCUAAUUCUUCCAGUGAGCUCUCACCUUCUGAAAGGCAGGAUCUUCAAAACAAGGUCUCAAAUCUGUUGGGGAUGUUGGAUGAGGUUGAUAGACGGUACAAACAGUACCACAAUCAAAUGCAGAUAAUAGUGUCAUGUUUUGAUGCAAUUGCUGGUUGUGGGGCUGCUAAACCAUAUACGGCCCUUGCCCUUCAAACCAUUUCUCGGCAUUUUCGCUGCCUGAGGGAUGCCAUCAGUGGCCAAAUUCGAGCUACAAGGAAAAGUCUUGGAGAACCAGACAGUUCUAGUAAGAGUGUUGGGCUGUCUCGCCUUCGGUACAUAGAUCAGCAGUUAAGGCAACAGAGGGCCAUGCAGCAAUUUGGUAUGAUGCAACAGCAUGCUUGGAGACCACAGAGGGGUUUGCCAGAGUCAUCUGUCUCAGUUCUUCGUGCUUGGCUGUUUGAGCACUUCCUUCAUCCCUAUCCAAAGGAUUCGGAGAAGCUAAUGCUUGCAAGACAGACAGGCUUGACAAGAAGUCAGGUUUCGAACUGGUUCAUAAAUGCACGAGUUCGUCUUUGGAAGCCUAUGAUCGAAGACAUGUACAAAGAAGAAUUUGGUGAUGUUGAGAUUGACUCAAACUCUUCUUCAGAAAAUCCACCAAAACUGAAGGAAGACAUUCAAUCCUCGGAGGAUCAUGAAGACUUGCAAAACCAUGCAACUGGAAGAUGCCAAACAAGCCAGAUGAGUGACUCUUCAAGACCCAAUAUCAUCCCAGCCAUGGAUGUGGAUGAGUCAGCUGCUGGUUUCCAGAAUGGAACAGCUACACAAGACUCCUUUAUGAAUCUGAAAGCCAAUGACCAAAGAUCAAUUGGACAAGAUGCCAGCUUCUUACAAGAUGCUCUUGCACACCCAGACGGCAAUGGCAGAUUUUUAGCUUAUCAGAUGGCUGAGUUAGGCUGCUAUGGAAAUGGCGGGGUGUCCCUCACACUGGGACUGCAGCACUGCGAUGUCGGCCUUCCUAUAUCGGACAAUCAGCAGAGCCUUCUUGCCAUGAGAGGGAAUGAUGCUUACAGUGCUGCUGCUCCAGCUGGGGCUGAUACAGCUGAUUAUGAUUACGCGAACAUGGGAGAUCAGCGACACCGGUUCGGGUCAGCACAUUUGCUGCAUGAUUUUGUCGCUUGAAUUGAUUUGUGUUGGUGAUGAUUGCUAAUGAAGUUUCUGAACCAGAAUAAUUUGUUCCAAAUUGCCUUCCUAGGCAUUGCUUGCAACUCUAUAGGAGAAAGUGAGUUAGCAUGGUGAUGUAACAUAAGAGGUGGUGGGAUUAUAGGGUAGCAUAUUGUAAAGAUAGAAGCAUAAUUUUUGUGUAAUCUAAUUAAUCCUUGUGUUUUGUAUACUAUAUGGAUGGCUUUGGCUCUGCAUACAAUUACACAAUUGUAAGAAUAUUUGAUUGUAAGAAUUGUGAGAAAUGUGGUAUUUUAUUUAAAUUCUCA